AUGAGUGACGAAUAUCUUUCAGGUUGCAGCACUACUCCAUUCUUACAAUCCCAAUUUGAGGCCCAAUAUCAUGUAAAACGAACAGGGACAGUGUGGACGGCAGUGGCGCACAUAGUGACCGGAGUGAUAGGGUCAGGAGUGUUGUCGUUGGCAUGGAGUAUCGCACAGAUUGGAUGGAUUGCAGGACCAUUAGCAAUUCUUUUGUUCGCUUCUGUUACUCUUCUCUCUGCUUUUCUUCUCAGUGAUACUUAUCGUUCUCCCGAUCCUGAAUCUGGUCCUCAUCGAAGUUCUUCUUACCUUGACGCUGUUAAUUUGCACAAGGGAGCAGGAAAUGGGCGUCUCUGCAGUGUUUUUGUAAAUAUAUGCUUAUAUGGUUUCGGAAUCGCCUACAUAAUUACAGCAUCCAUCAGCAUAAGAUCAAUCCAGGAAUCAGCAUGUUACCAUAGUAAUGGGAAUGAAGGAACAUGUUAUGUGAAGGAUACAUAUAACAUGCUUGUUUUUGGGGCUAUCCAAGUUGUUCUGUCACAGAUACCGAAUUUUCGUAACAUCGAAUGGCUCUCGAUUGUUGCAGCAAUAAUGUCCUUUGGUUAUGCUUUCAUUGGAAUGGGACUUGCCAUUGAUAAAGUCAAAGAAAACGGACAUUUUGAGGGUAACAUUAGAGGUGUGCCAACUUCGACCGGAAUGGAAAAAGUAUGGCUGGUUGCACAAGCACUUGGUGACGUAGCCUUCUCGUAUCCAUUCUCAGUAAUUCUUAUAGAAAUUCAGGACACUCUGAAAUCACCUCCAGCGGAAAACGUAACUAUGAGAAGGGCCUCAACGAUAUCGGUUAUCAUCACAACGAUGUUUUACCUCUGUUGCGGCUGUGCUGGUUAUGCAGCUUUUGGUAAUGACACACCAGGAAAUCUUUUGACUGGCUUUGCAACUUAUAAGCUUUAUUGGCUCGUAGAUUUCGCCAAUGCUUGUAUAGUUAUUCACCUAGUUGGUGCAUACCAGGUGUAUAGCCAGCCACUUUACGCGAAUGUUGAGAAUUGGCUACGUUUUAGAUUUCCAGAUAGUGGAUUUGUGAAUUGCACGUACGACUUAAAACUCCCAUUGCUACCGAAUUUUCAACUAAGUCCACUACGGCUUUGUUUCCGAACUUUUUAUGUUGCGACGACGACCGUAAUUGCGAUGCUGUUUCCAUACUUCAACCAGAUUUUGGGAGUUUUGGCUGGCAUAAUAUACUAUCCAUUAACCAUAUAUUUCCCGGUGGAAAUGUAUAUUAGUCAGGGCAACAUUGAACCAUGGACAAACAAGUGGAUUUGGCUUAGGACUUUUAGCAUUGUUGGCUUUGUGGUGGGAGCUUUUACUCUCAUUGGAUCCAUUCAAGGGAUAAUAUCUGCAAAACUAGGCUGA
Lathyrus sativus (Indian pea) is the source of this 1395-nucleotide messenger RNA. The record is from the annotation of a GenBank genome assembly. Lineage: Eukaryota; Viridiplantae; Streptophyta; Magnoliopsida; Fabales; Fabaceae.